Orcinus orca (killer whale) is the source of this 12216-nucleotide messenger RNA. RefSeq names its product FLYWCH-type zinc finger 1 (gene FLYWCH1). Lineage: Eukaryota; Metazoa; Chordata; Mammalia; Artiodactyla; Delphinidae. The coding region runs from base 8961 to 11120 and encodes 719 amino acids. The transcript is spliced from 10 exons. The record is from RefSeq and is a predicted model, not a curated record.
CUGUUGAUCCGCCAUCAGCUGCUGAGCGAGGCUCUGCCUUUCAGGAUCUUAGGGCUUGGACCCACUGGUGUCUGAGAGGCACCUAACAAUUUGUAAUAUUGUGUGUGUCUUGGGUGUUGGGUUUAUUUGAGCAGGCAGUCUGAGUAUUGCACUCAGAUUGCUCUGUACCUCAAUUUUGGGGGAGGGGAAACAGCAUAAGAGAAUGACCAACUGUAAACUGUGAGGCUCUCCUACUUUCCAUUUACAUCUGCCUGACUUAAAAAUAUUCUAGCCAACUCAAUAAAUCUUUACUGAGUAAAAAUGGAAUAUUAUGAAAAAACACAUUAGGGCCCAAGUAUUUACCUCAAAACAAUGAUCAUCCAAAAAUUAAAAAAUACAUUUAAAUCCACCUAGAACAAAUAUAUAAAUUUAUUGCAAAUAGAAGUUUCAUAAAAUAAUGCUCAUUUCUGUUACACACAAUGCAGAUUGGUUAUUUCCUAUGUAAUUUUUGAAAUUGCUGCCUGGAACCCAAAGAUUAUAAGAGCAAUGACCAGGGAGAUUUGAAAAGCAGAGGCUUAGACCAAAACAAAGAAAAUAAAACUCUUUCAUACAGAUACUAAAUGAACACGUGUGUAAGCUUUUACUUAACUCAUCAAUCAAGGAAGCAGUAAGAUCUUACAACCAGUUUGCAGGAGACUCCAAAAAAGAUUCUGGAAGACUGUAGAUUAGGAAUAUUGACAUGAAUGUGCAAAUGGAGGCAAAACCAGAGAAGUUACUUACUUAUCUGUAUUUAUUUACAUGGCAAGAAAGAGAGAACGUGUCUACAGAAUAGAAUUAUUUUACCUUGUUCCGUUAUCUGUGCAGAGCUGCAGAAGUAGCUCAAAGGCAGCAACAGGCUAGAAUCGUAUAACCUGAAAGGCUGUGUUCUAGACAAAACCCAGUUCUCCAUUGAAGCACAAAUUUUCCCUAUGGCCUCAUAAUCUCAAUGAAAGAUAUUUUUUGCAUGAAAUAAGGCUGGUCCAGUAAGAUUGGGCCUGAUUAUUUACAUAGGUGCGGCAGGCAUGCUAAUUCACCUCGUAGGCCAUCUUGAGUUUGUUUUGCUGGAAGUCUCUGUGAGGAACCUCAGAUUGGAUUUCUAAAAGUCUGGUAUUUGUUAUCCCAAGGUACUAAAGCCAUGCCCAACGAGCUUUCUCCCCCAGAUUUCACCUGUACUACUUAAAAUUUGGACAAAUUCCACUCUUCUUGAGGUCCCCAAAAUAUCUUAAGGUGUCUGAAACUUGUUAAAUUGUUAUUAAAGGAUCAUUUAAAAAGAUGCAAUCAUGACUCUCCCACCGAUAUAAAAUAAACAAAUGUUAAUGAUUCUGUUUAAUGCAUUAAUGAGGGAACCUGUACAAUGUGACAGAUUAAACGAGGUAAUGUAUGUGAAACACUUCAUGUGUUGCCCUGCAUAAAGAAAACCUCAAAUCCUUAUUAAGUUGGUCACUUAGCCUCUGGCCACCUAACCUCAAGGGCAUCUAUUCCAGUGUUUCUCAAAGCCAAGUCCAUGACCCACCAGAACCAGGGUCUCAGGGGGUACUUGUUAAAAAUCCAGAUUCUUGAAUUUUGCUCCAGACUCACCAUCAGAAUUUUGGAUGGGAAAUCCAGGCAUCUGAUUUUUUUUUUUUAAUAUCAGAGAAAGGGUUAUUGCAGGGCCAAGCAAGGAGAAUGGGUGGCUUGUGCUCAAAACCCCCAAACUUCCGAUGAUUUUCAGGGAAAAGUUUUUAUAGGCAAAAUUUGGGGUGAGGCUGCAGGGUAUGUGAUUUUCUUCUGGUUGAUUGGUGGGGAGGUAACAGGGAGGGGCUCCAGGAAUCCUGUGCUCUAAGCAUCUGCAUUUUUACCAAGUGCCCCGAGUAAUUCUUAUGGAGACCAGAAUUACGUAUACAAAUAAUUGAAAUAAAAGCUUCAUGAAAACUGUACUUAACCUCAGUAUAUGGGUGCACUCUUUCUGUUCUGUUUUAUUUUUCAAGCGCUGCUUUUAAGCAGGUUUCUCAACCUUGACCCUGAUGCUAUUUUAGACCAAAUCCUUCCUGGGGAGAGUGGGGGUGGGGGGCUGCCCUGGGCACUGUGGGAUGUUGAGCAGCAUCCUUGGCUCCCACCUACCAGAUGCCAGUAGCCUGCCCCACCCCCUAGUUAUGACAACCAAAAAUGUCUCCUGACCUGGCCAGAUGUCACCUGGUGGGCAGAUCACCAUGACUAAGAACCACCAGUCUUAACCUACGGCGUUGAUUCCUAUGGGUUGGAAUCCUCAAAUUGAAAAGAACCAUUUUAACUUAUAUUAAGAGUUUAGGCCCUGAAAACAGACACAGGAGUUUUGAAUGCUGACUCUGUCCUUUAGUGGCCUGGCUCUCGGUCACAGGAAUCUAAGAGUGAGCCUUAGUUUCCUCCUCUGUGAAUGAAACAACAGCAGGCCUAAUGGAUGAGGGUAUUUGGGAGAUAAAAUGGAAUAAAGCAUGCAAAGCCCUCGCCUAGUGCCAGGCACCUCAUUGGUAUUUGGUGAACAUGAAAUGUGUGAUCACAGUCCUUCGGACUCUUGAAGCAUGUGUGAUCAGAAACCAUCUGGGAAAACAGAAACUACCGUAAGGUUUCACUGGGAAUUUCAUUGCUCUCCCUGGUGGUGGAAGAGCUGAGAAGCCACAUGGGAAAUGGUGAGCGACCCAGGGAUUAGCAGUGGUGGGAUGCCACCCCCACAGCGAGGCCGGCAGAGCAGCCAGGGUGGCAGGCGGGACCCAGCAGAGCUGGAGCAGCCACCCCAGGCAGGUCGCUUCAGGGACACCCUCCAGUCUCCCAUGGUGCCUCCGGUUGGCCAGAUCAGCUGGAAGCCACAGUGCUAAGCCAUAACAUAGCUGGUUUGUAGGGCUGAUCAAUGCAGCUCUGAAGGCCUGACUCUCACUACCCGUAUGGUCCUGGGCCACUCGCUUCAGGCCCGAGCCUCAGUUUCCCCAGAAACAGAGCGGGGAUGAUGGUGAAGGGAGAUUGUUGGGUCCCCAUACUUGAGGUACACGUGAUGUUAUAGGAUUUUUGUUCCUGGCUCAGGUGCCAGCUUGAGGACCAACCACAUGGCUCUGGGUCAGAGAGUAUCCCUUUUGUGUCCCCUCCUCUCCUCCCCCACCCUUCCACCCAGGAGGCCUAUGGGUCAUUUAUUUUCUCUGUCAACUUCCAUUGUGUCUGUAAGUUUGAAACUUGGGUUUUCAAAAUCCUUUUAUUUUGAGUUAAUUUUAGACUUUUUUAAAAAUUGCAAAAAAAAGUACAAAGAAUUUUCCUAUACUCAUCACCCAGUCUCCCUGAAUGUCAGCAUCUUACCUAACAUUGUGCAGUGAGCAAAUCUGGGAAAUCCCCGUUGGUACAAAACCAUUAACCUAAACUAUUGACCGUAUGCAAAUUUCACCAGCUUUUCCCCUAAUGUCCUUUUUCUUUUCCGAAAUCCCAUGUUGCAUUUUGUCCUUGUGUCUCCUUAGUCUCCUCCAGUCUGUGACAGGCCCUCAGCCUUUCCUUGUCCAAGAUGACCUUGACAUUUUCAAAGUGUCCUGGUCAGUUGUUUUGUAGAAUGUCCCUCCAUGUGGCUUGGGGGUGCCACAUGGGGGUGUGCGUUCUGGGCAGGAAUAUCACAGAGGUGAUGCUGUGCCCUCCUUGGUGCAUCUUAUCCAGGAGGUCAUGGUGUUGAUGUGUUUUAUUACUGGUGAAGUUGACCUUGAGCACUUAAGGCUGUGUAUGCGAGAUUUCUCCCCUGUCAAGUCAUUAUCUUUCCCUUUGUGGUUAAUAAAUAUCUUGGGGGAAAGGUCUUUGAGGCCAUGCAAGGCCUACAACACAGACUGCAAGGUACUUGAUUUUCACUUGUUUUUCUGUCCCAUUAUCUAUAUUAGUCUUUUUUUUUUAAAUUUCUUUGGAUUUUAUUUUAUUUUAAUUUUUUUUGGUGGUACACGGGCCUCUCACUGCUGUGGCCUCUCCCGUUGCGGAGCACAGGCUCUGGACGCGCAGGCUCAGCGGCCAUGGCUCACGGGCCCAGCCGCUCUGCAGAACGUGGGAUCUUCCCAGACCAGGGCAUGAACCCGUGUCCCCUGCAUCGGCGGGUGGACCCCCAACCACUGUGCCACCAGGGAAGCCCUGGAUUUUAUUUUAUUAUUUUAUUUUAUUUUUUGGCUGCACUGUGCAGCAUGUGGGAUCUGAGUUCCCUAACCAGGGAUCAAACCCAUGCCCCCCUGCAUCGGAAGGGUGGAGUCUUAACCAUUGGACCAUCAGGGAAGUCCCCUGUCUAUAUUACUCUUUAUUUUCCUGUAUGACACAUCUUGCAUAGGACUGGAAUCCCUACUUUUCCUGAGAGUUAUGGAGUUAAAGAAAAAAAUUACCAAGCAAGGAGAUGCAGCUUAUCUUUAAAGUGUUUACUAUUUUCCCACUGUAAAGUGUUCAUGCACCUUGUAAACAAUUUUGAGAAAACAAAAGAAAUUUAAGGGAAAAAAUUAAUUGCUUUCCUUACUAGUUUUAACAUUUUGAGAUAUUUCCUCCCAGUUAUUUAAGGUUUUUUUAAAGUCACAAAUACAUACAAUAAAGUUAGUCAAUAAACAACAAAUGUGACCAGACUUGAGACUUGAGUUGAGACAGAAGAAAUGAAGUGGAUUGAGGUCUAGAGGCAGUGUCAUGGUCUAAGGAAUAUUUUGGUUUUUUUUUUUUUUAAACCUUAGCUUAGAAAACAUAGUCUUCGCCGAUAUGUUAACUGGAUUUUGCUUUCUACGUAAUAUAUUUUGUAAAUACAAACGUUUUCAGAAGUCUUCCUGAAUUAUUUGUCUGAUAUGGAAAAACUCCCAAAUUCUAGUUUUUAAACGUUGUGAUACAUCUAAUUCUACCAAGGAUGCUUUACGUGCAUUUCAAGGAGCAAGAUUGCCAUCUUGUGGUCAUCUUUUGGUAUUACUGAGGAUUUAGAUUUGUGUUCAUGUUAGGGGCCUGCGUUAGGUAAUGCUUUGGUCCUUCACAAGGGCUCCAUCUGGUCUGCAGGUGCGGGCUUCCCACUCAAAAGAGGAAUAAAAUAGCAAACAUGUUGAACACAUGUGUGUGCAACAGAAAAUUACGUGUAUAUUAAAGGCACUAAUACAAGAAUGGAAACAGCUGUGCAUUUGAGUGGCAGGCUCGUGGGUGAUUUAUGAGUGUCAGUUCUCAACAUUUUAAAAUGUUUUCUAUGUAGUUUUUACAAUAUGAUCUUAGCAACUUACAAAAUAUCUCAGUAUAUAGUCCAUGCCACCCCUCUCCUUUGGUGAGGAAACCAGGCCCAGGAGUGAGAAGCCUGUUUCUGAUGGAGAAAACUGUUUUUUAUCCAAGUGACCCUGGGGACAUGAGUCAUACCUAUGAGGAUUUUUUGUUUGUUUGUUUGUUUGAGAUCUUAGUUCCCUGAUCAGGGAUUGAGCCUGGACCCUGGCAGUGAAAGCACCAAGUCUUUUAACCACUGGACCACCGGGGGAUUCCCUAUAAGGUUUUUUGGGGGUUUUUUUUGCGGUACGCGGGCCUCUCACUGCUGUGGCCUCUCCUGUUGCGGAGCACAGGCUCUGGACGCGCAGGCCCAGCGGCCAUGGCUCACAGGCCCAGCCGCUCCGCGACAUGUGGGAUCUUCCCGGACCAGGGCACGAACCCGUGUCCCCUGCAUCGGCAGGCAGACUCUCAACCACUGCACCACCAGGGAAGCCCUUAUAAGGUUUUUUUUAAACAACCUUAUUAAGAUAUGAUUCACAUAGCAUGCAAUUCCCCCAACUAAAGUGUAUAAUUCAAUGUUUUAUUGUAUUCACAGCCAAUUUUAUAACAUUUUCAUUACCCCAAGAAGAAACUCUGCACGCCUUAGUAUCACUCCCUAAUCUCCUCCUCCCUCCCCUCCAGCCCCUGACAACCACUAAUCUACUUUCUGUCCCUAUGGAUUUGCCUCUACUGGACAUCUCACUUAAAUGGAAUUAUACCACAUGCUGACUUUAGUGUCUGGCACCUUUCACUGAGCCGCACUGUCUUCAAGGUUCAUCCACAUGGUAACAUGUAUCAGAACUUCAUUCAUUUUUAUGGCUGAAUAAAUUCCACUGCAUGGAUAGACCACAUACAGGCCAGAGCAGGUAUUUCAGAGGGAAACACGGAUUAUGGAUUGACCCAGCAGGUGCUGAUCCUGCACGGUGGCCCAACAGGAGAGUGGUGUUUGCAGAGUUGGGGGGCAGCUGCCAGGCGGCCUGGGUGAGAAGGAAGGGGUAUGGACUGUUCCUGCAAAGUCUAACUGUUGAGGGAAAGAGAGAGUCUUGUGAGGUUUUGUUUUAGGAUAUAGGAGACCUAAGAAGAUUAGGACCUGAGAACUCUAAAUGCAAAGACCCAGAGGAGGCAGGGAGGUUUGGAGACCAGAGAGAGCAGGAUAUGAAUGAUGGAGAAAGGGCCCCCGGGGGGUGGAGUGCCAAGGGAACUGGACGGGACACUUCAUUUACCAAAUCAGGAUAAAAAUUGUAUGCUGUCUUUAUCCAGGCAGUGAUGAUGAGUCAUUAGAGCUUAGGCAGCAUCCAUCCUCAGUGGAUAAAUUGUGAAAGAGAGAGAAAUUGUAAAAUUCAGAAUCAUGGAGGGAUAACUUUAGUUAAUCAGAAAUCUGCAUUGUAUGGAGAACCUCAUUCACCAGUAUGGUAGGUGGAGCAUUACUAUGUAUGGUUUGUUAUAGUUGGGUUUUUUUGGGGUUUUUUGUUUUUGUUUUUUUGCGUGUCUGUUAAAAUAUACCUUACAAAAAUGUACUACUUUGAUCAUUUUUUUAAAAAAAUUUUGGAGUAUAGUUCCUUUACAAUAUUGUGUUAGUUUCUACUGUACAGCAAAGUGAAUCAACUAUACGUAUACAUAUAUCCCCUCUUCUUUGGAUUUCCUUUCCAUUUAGGUCACCACAGAGCACUGAGUAGAGUUCCCUGAGCUAUACAGUAGGUGCUCAUUAGUUAUCUAUUUUAUACAUAGUAUCAAUAGUGUAUAUAUGUCAAUCCCAAUCCCCCAAUUCAUCCCAACCCCCACUUUAAUCAUUUUUAAGUGUACAGUUCAGUGGCAUUAAAUACAUUUGCACUGUUGUGCAACCAUCACCACCAUCCAUCUCCAGAACUUUUUCAUCUUCCCAAACUGAAACGCUCCCCACUAAACACUAACUCCCCAUUUCCAGUCCCCCCAGCCCCUGGCAACUACCAUUUGACUUUCUGUUUCUAUGAAUUUGACUACUCUAGGUACAACAUAUACGUGGAAUCAUACAGCAUUUGUCCUUUUAUGUCUGGCUUAUUUCAUGUUACAGACUUUUUAAAUAAGUAAUUCUCAUUUGCUAUCCUUUAUACUUAAUAUUUUUAUUCCUUUCACUGGGUUACCAGCCCUUUAAAUGUGAUAAUCUGAGGGAUUUAAAAUUUGUGUAGCAUGGCCCCUAGAGUUCAAGCGUUCAAAAGCACUUUGAUAUUGGAUAUUUCACAACCAUUAGUAUUAAUUCAUCUGUCAAAAAGCCAAAACUGACUAGGUUCAGUCACUUGCCAAGAAUAUCAGUUACUGCUGCAUAACAAAUGAGCCCUGAUCUUACUGGCUUAAAAUAACAGUAGUUUAUUAUUGAUCAGGGUUCCAUGGGGUGCCUGGGCUUGUUUCCCCAGGCUCCUUCUUGUGGCUACACAGAGCUAGAGGGUCUGCUGGACUGGACACUGGAAAUGGCCUCCCUCCAUGCCUGGCAGUGCCUCCAUCCCUUGCAUGUGGCCCUUCAUACAGCUUCCUUCUCUGGCAGUCUCAGGGCCCCUGUCCAUGAGGGUGAGGGCAUCCAAACCCCCACAGCGAGCUUCUGCCACUCUCUAUUGGCUACGGCAAGUGACCAAUGUGGGCUGGAGACCAGUCCAGAUUCAAGACCACAUGGCAAAGGGGCCUGCAUACCUUAUGGGAGGAUCUGUGGUCAUUAAACAGUCUACACUUUAAGGCCCUUUAAUGGUUGAGAAUGGGAACCGUCAAUCGAAUCGAAAUUCAAGCCCACUGGCAAGGAGCCAAGCCUAUCCACAGUCUGUAGUCAGUCACAGUUCAAGGUCUUUUGUUGCGCUGGAACUUGUUCCAUAUCCUUUGAGGUACAGAGAUUUUAGUUGAGAGAAUUACACUGACUCGGGGUACACAUGACUCUGGGUACAGUUUCACGGGAAUGUGGGGGUUCUCUGUCAUGCCAACCCCCAGUGGCCUGAAGGAGGCCGGGCUUCGGCAUGUGAUCGCUUGAGACUGAGGCCAUUGGUGUGUCGGGGUCCCUGCAGCCUCAACUCCUGUCCCUCUGCACGGCGGGGACCAACCGCAUGGUCCUGUAGGAACAUGCAUGCUGGGUGGACAGUGACCGCAACGUUUUGGGGGCCUGAGUUGUCUGAAAGGCCUGUGGAAGGGAGGUCCAGUUUCUCUGCGCCCUCCCGCCCCGUUGAGGAGAGGACGCCGGGUGGAGACCAAGUUCAUUCGCCCGGCAACCCGGAGCGCGCAAGCCCCGGAGGCGGGCUGCCGGCGGAGGGACGUGGGCAGAGACCAAUCAGCGAGCGGGGGCGGGGGGCGUGGCUUCCCGCGUAACCCUUUCCCGCCCGAGCGGCUCUGCACGCGGAGGCGCCGGCGCUGUCUUGCUGCGGCCGGUCCCCAUGUACCCGCAAGUCCCCAGUACCACUACAUCGCCCUGUGGGGCGGGAUGGGCAGAGCGGGGAGGACUGCACAGGAGGAGCAGGGGUUGGCUUGUCCGGGGGCCGGAGGAGGAUGACGCUGGAGGACAGACCUGGCCGGACCAGAAGCCAAGGAGCCCUCAGUGACCACGGAUUCUCUGGACACCUCCACAGCCCUGUCCCCACUCAGCUGAGGCAGAGCCAGCACCAGCUCAGACACAAGGACGGAGCCCUUGAACUGCUGGGUUCCUUCCAGGGAGGUGGAGGAGAAAUCCAUCUGCUGGGGCCUGAGCGUGGCCUGGGGGCCAGGCCAUCGGUCCCAGAAUGCCCCUGCCCGAGCCCAGUGAGCAGGAGGGCGAGAGCGUGAAGGCCGGCCAGGAGCCCUCCCCUGAGUCCCCUGAGCUGGGCACAGAUGUCGUCCCCGCAGCCCCCACGAAGCCCACGGAGUUCUCCGAACUGGUCCUACUGACAGCCUCCACUGAGAAUGGGGAUGGAGUGGACUCCCAGCCCAAAGCAGUGCACUGUGUCCUGUCCUUGGAGAUGUCUGGCCCUGACACCCUGGCUGGGACCCCCCAGAUCCUGCCAGUAGAGGAACAGCAGGGGGCAGUCCAACCAAGCCCCCAGGCCCAGGAACUGAAACACAGCAAGCCAGACACAGCAGCCCCCCAGCCCCUGGAGUUCCUGAGGACCCCAUUUGGGGGCCGCCUGCUGGUGCUGGAGUCCUUCCUGUACAAGCAGGAGAAGGCUGUGGGGGACAAGGUAUACUGGAAGUGCCGCGAGCACACCGAGCUGGGCUGCCGGGGCCGGGCCAUCACCCGUGGCCUAAGGGCCACGGUGAUGCGGGGCCACUGCCACCCGCCCGAUGAGGAGGGCCUGGAGGCCCGGCGCCAGAGACAGAAGCUGCCCAGCCCAGCCCUGCCCGAAGGCUUGGGGGAUCCCCAGGGCCCCGGCGGCCGAAUGGAGGAGCCCCUGGAGGGGGUGGGCCCGUGGCUGUGCCCCGAGGAGCCGGAGCCGGCCCCGGGGCCAGUGCUGAGCAAGCCAGCUCCCGAGGAGGAUGAGGGGCUCCGAGCCCUGUCGCUGCUGAGCUUGCCUCCCAAGAAACGCCCGACGCUGGGGACCGGAGGGCCCCCGCCCCUGGAGUUCCUGAGAACCUGCUACGGGGGCAGCUUCCUGGUGCACGAGUCCUUCCUCUACAAGCGGGAGAAGGCUGUGGGGGACAAGGUGUACUGGACGUGCCGGGACCACACGCUGCAUGGCUGCCGCAGCCGGGCCAUCACACAGGGCCAGCGGGUGACUGUCAUGCGUGGCCACUGCCACCCGCCUGACGUGGAGGGUCUGGAGGCCCGGCGGCAGCAGGAGAAGGCCAUGGAGUUGCUGCGGGCCAGGCCGGGCGGCCCCGGGGGCCAAGUGGACAAGCUGCUCCAAGGCGUGGACAGCCUGUUCUACCGCAGGGGGCCGGGCCCCCUGACUCUCACCAGGCCCCGGCCCAGAAAGCGGUCAAAGGCCAAAGAUCAGGACCUCCUGGCCCAGCCGCAAGGCGAGGAGGACCAGGACGAGGACCUGGGAGGCCCUGAGUUCCUGAGGACCCCUCUGGGGGGCAGCUUCCUGGUGUACGAGUCCUUCCUCUACAGGCGGGAGAAGGCGGCCGGGGAGAAGGUGUACUGGACGUGCCGGGACCAGGCCCGCAUGGGCUGCCGCAGCCGAGCCAUCACCCAAGGCAAGCGGGUGACAGUGAUGCGAGGCCACUGCCACCCGCCCGACCUGGGGGGCUUGGAGGCCCUGCGGCAGCGAGAGAAACGCCCUGGCACGGCUCAGCGAGGGAGCUCUGGAGGCCCUGAGUUCCUGAGGACCCCUCUGGGGGGCAGCUUCCUGGUGUACGAGUCCUUCCUCUACAGGCGGGAGAAGGCGGCCGGGGAGAAGGUGUACUGGACGUGCCGGGACCAGGCCCGCAUGCGCUGCCGCAGCCGAGCCAUCACCCAGGGCCAGCGGGUCAUGGUGAUGCGCAGACACUGCCAUCCGCCCGACCUGGGGGGCCUGGAGGCCCUGAGGCAGCGGGAGCAGCUCCCCAGCCCAGCCCAGAGGGAAGGCUCAGGUGUGGAAACCCUCCAGCCCCUGGAGUUCCUGAGGACCUCUCUCGGGGGCAGGUUCCUGGUGUACGAGUCCUUCCUCUACAGGAAGGAGAAGGCGGCCGGGGAGAAGGUAUACUGGAUGUGCCGGGACCAGGCCCGCUUGGGCUGCCGCAGCCGGGCCAUCACCCAGGGCCAGCGGGUGACCGUCAUGCGCAGCCACUGCCACCUGCCUGACCUGGCGGGCCUGGAGGCCCUGAGGCAGCGGGAGCGGCUCCCCAGCACAGCCCAGCAGGAAGACCCAGAAAAGACAAAACUUCUGCCUGAAGUUCAACUGUGCUUCGAGACUUGUGCUCCUGAAAGCCAACAGAGCUAUGGGAAGGUGGAAGAUACACAUCUGGACAGCGAGUCCCAAUGAGGCCAGCCUCCUCCCGGACUCAGCAGAGGAACCUCACGUGUCACCUGCGUCAAGGAUGCUCCAGGUCCACACAGAACCCCGGCAUUUCCCACCACGUUAGAUUUUGCUCGACAAAACCUCUUUCACUCUUCCAAAGCAUCCACGGCCUUCACAUUUCCUCAAGAGGCCUCCCAGGAGGAACACUUCGAUGGUGUCUCCCUGCCGACAAAGAAGAGCCCCAGGAGCUGGUGGCCCGCAGCUGUGUGUGACGUGGACUGACGUGGGGAGGGCCACGGCCACCAAAAGCUCUGAGGAAGGAAGCAUCGUUCACAAAGACACCUGCCCCUGCCCUGGUGCAAAUACCCAUCUGUUUUCAGAGCCCACGGCUUUGCCAAGGGCUUUCCUGUUGGGUGUGGUCCUGCUUCAGCUCCACAACGUGGAAAAUCAUCAUGGAGGCCACUUCAAGACGAAGGUGGGGCACGUUUGGGGAAGUUCCUGCUUCCUCAGGCUGAGCUGCCCCUGCGGUUCCAGCCGCCCCAGGUGUUUUCCGGGCAGGUGCCAGGUGGGCCUUCAUGCUCCUUGGCCAUCUGCUGCCGGGGUGUGGCUGUCCCAUUAACAGAGCAGGCCGAAACCAGAGGCCUUGCUACACCCUCUGUUAGAGUUCCCUUUGCUGUUUUCCAACUUAAAUUAAACCCAGUGUCCACAAUCCCCAGGGCAGGUGUUGUUCAGGCCCUGGAAGCCAGCCUGACGGCUGCAGGAAGCCAGCACUGGGCAAACUCCACCAGGGUCGCCCACGUUCGCCUGAUGCAGGAGGAGAGGCAGACCCCGAUGACAGCAGGUGCAACCCCUUCUCCUGUCUGAUGGCACGGCAGGGAGACAGCCUGCAGGGAGCAGUGAGCCCAUGUUCCCCACGAACUCCAGAGGCUGCUGCUUGCUAACAGGGCCGCAUCCUCCCCAGCGGGCUCCUUGAAUUGCAGGGGGAGCACACGGUGCAGGCUUCCUCCCACCAAGCUGGCCAUGCAGCCUGCCGUCCAGCCAUGGGACAGUGACAGCUCAGACACCCCCCACUGUCCUUCUGCCUAUACAUUUCCUGCAAUAAACCUGAUUUUAUAUCUUA